This is a messenger RNA of Cooperia oncophora, 1149 nucleotides long. The record is from the annotation of a GenBank genome assembly. NCBI's taxonomy places the organism in Eukaryota, Metazoa, Nematoda, Chromadorea, Rhabditida, Trichostrongylidae.
CUGUUUUCAAUUAUCAAUCGUUUUCAGUGUCCUCCUCCAGCCCCAUGCCCAGCGUGUGUUCAACAAGUCUGUCCACCUCCACCGGUUGCAUACUGUCCUCAAGUGCAACCGGUCUAUGUUGCGGCGUGUACAGGAAGCUCAUGUGCUCAAGCAUCGCCCUGCACUGGAAGUGGAGGAGGCUACGCAGCCGGCGGUGGCGGAGGUCCAUAUCCAGCAGGAGGAGGUGCACCUCCAUACUCAGUGGGCGGCGGUGCGCCUCCAUACUCACUGGGUGGCGCUGGUGGAGGCCCCUACCCAGCUGGUGGUGGUGCAGCUCCAUACUCAGCCGGCGGUGGCGGAGGUCCAUACCCAGAAGGAGGCGGUGGCGGAAUAAGCUCUGCUGGAACUCUCUCAGACAUUCCACCACCCCCGUCUCGUUCCUCACAGGAACCAGGCGCUCCUUCCGCUUCCGCAUCAGACACUGAAGGAUCCGUUGAUGAUCUUCCAUCUUCGAACUCCAUUGCCGCAUCUCUGACGAAACAACGAUCUGAGGUACAAUGUGAUCAACCUGCGCUGAAAAUCAAAUAUAUUAUGCUGAGAGCGAAGAAGAGACAAGGAUUUGGCGCGCAAGAUAUAUUAGAAGAGGUAGAGGAGGUGGAUCAUCCUUUACCAGUUGAAGCCACCGCAGCGCCGGAGGCUAAGAUUGGCGAAGACAACGAAGGCACUGAAUACGACGACGAUCGACGGAAAUCCUAUGGUAACUAUAAUUUGCAAACAUUUAGAAGGAGGACCACCAUUGACGGACGCCAAGUGCAACAGCAAACCUCUACGGAACAUCAUUAUGGAGGACGGAAAUCCUAUGGUAACUAUAAUUUGCAAACAUUUAGAAGGAGGACCACCAUUGACGGACGCCAAGUGCAACAGCAAACCUCUACGGAACAUCAUUAUGGAGUAAGUCGAUAUGGCUGUUUCCAGAAUAUUGUCAGAGAGGAUGCGGUGGCAUCAAAAAGAGCGAUUCAUGACACGGCAAUCAAAAUAUACCCGGAUUUCACUGUGGACGUCAUCUGUUCAAGCACAGGAUUCACGUAUUUGGUUUCGACGACAGAACACUGUGAGGCGCAAAAAGAUAACGUCAUUUGCUUUGUUUACAAGAGGCCUCUUCUACGAUAG